Molecule: messenger RNA, 1172 nt
Organism: Bipolaris maydis ATCC 48331
Lineage: Eukaryota; Fungi; Ascomycota; Dothideomycetes; Pleosporales; Pleosporaceae
Source: RefSeq, a predicted model, not a curated record
AUGUUUCACUCAGUGCGGAAGAACUCGACGCAUAUCAAUCACGACUCUAUGGUGCACGAGCCCCUGCGGUACGUCCCGAGCCGCAGCCUCGACCUAGCAGUGCUUCAUCAUCCAAAGAUACCGCUAGUGUUUUGAGCUACGAUGCGACUGGGAAGCAUGAUGCUUUGUCACGUUCAAAGAAGAGCCAGCAGCGAACGUCGAUGCCCGGCUCCAAGUCCAAGAAGGAAAAGCGGCCGAGUGCGCACAAACGUACGUCGACUGCAUCCACGACAGAAAGUCAUGCAAUGCCGCCAGGCUUCGUUGUGCCUGGUCCAGACGGACAAUCUACUUAUGCACCGAUUAAUGCAUAUGAAGGCAGUCUGGUCCGUGGGCAAGGACCUGUGCAUCCAACAUCCCGUUCGGCGUCUGAUAAUGGCCGCCACGUCGCAAUGCCUCUGCACCGCGCUCCUUCCAUCAAUAUGCUAGGCUCGUUUCCGGAAUCGGUUUACGACUUUCAGCCUGAAUCGCCUCUGGUGCCGGACAAUCAGCCAUCAUAUCGACAAACAGCCUACGAAGCUGAUGUGCCAGCUGACGCCCGCACUGGAUCAUCGUCUGUUCAGUCUGCCCGCCUUGUGCCGUUCCCUGUGGAGCCGUACCAGUAUCACAACUUUAGCCCAACUUCGUCUUCAUCGCCAACUUCGCCUCAACCGCAAUACACUCGAAGUCUCAGCUCGGUGGUUUCGGAGGCCAGCUAUGCAUCGGUUCCACGGCGUGUCCCUCCGGCUCCUCCUCUAGCACCUGCACCGGUACCGGUACGGCGAGUGGCAGAUGUUGUUGUCAGUCAAGAUGGACACAACGACGUCGUAACUCCGGGCACACAGCCUUCUAGCUCGGCGACUGCGGUGCAAGUCCAAGGAAAGACAAAAGACAGUGGCAAUGGUCAGGGAGGUGAGCGACGGCGCAAGGGAGGUAAAGGUAGUAAGAAGAAAGGCUGAGAGGGUGAUGGUGUGCUGCUACCUCGUCACGAGUCGGACUUUGAUUCUCGAUGGCUUCCCGAUGUGGCGUGUUGGAUUCAACUAUCUGGUAUCCUGGCGAGGGUUGGAUGACGGCAGAUUGGAGUCAGACGUAGCCACGUAUGUAGUGGGCCCUUUUGUAUUCGUGGUGUCCAAGUAACUCUAUCUUUUAAUUUUCUC